Aspergillus affinis is the source of this 720-nucleotide messenger RNA. RefSeq names its product acetolactate decarboxylase. Gene Ontology annotation, biological process: acetoin biosynthetic process. The transcript has a single exon. The record is from RefSeq and is a predicted model, not a curated record. The coding region runs from base 1 to 720 and encodes 239 amino acids. Lineage: Eukaryota; Fungi; Ascomycota; Eurotiomycetes; Eurotiales; Aspergillaceae. Gene Ontology annotation, molecular function: acetolactate decarboxylase activity.
AUGGCAAACCAAAUCUACCAAUACUCGCUUCUCAGCGCCCUGAUGCACGGCAUCUGCCACGAAGGUGCAACUGUUCAGCAAGUCCUCCAACACGGAGACCACGGCCUGGGGACUACCCGCGGCUUGGACGGCGAGAUCAUGAUCGUGGACGGCAAGGCCUAUCACUUCCCCUCGAACCCUAAGCAGUCGCCGCGAGCUCUCCCUGCAACAACCAUCCUGCCCUACGUGGUAAUCACCCGCUUUCAACCCACUCUGCACAAAAGCCUCCCCUGUCUCCCCAUUGCCUCCCUACACGACGCCCUCUUCCCCCUCCUCCCGACCCAGCAAAACACAUUUAUCUCCGUUCGCCUUGACGCCUGGUUCCAUAGCAUCCGCUUCCGCGUGAUUCCCGCACAGAGCCGACCACGGGAAUCGUUGAAAGUCCUCGCCACGCGUCAGGUUGUUAAGGAGUGUCGCGACAUCCGCGGCGUGAUCUUCGGGUUCUGGUCCCCACCGUACACUAGUGGGUUCAGCGUCGCCGGGUUCCAUCUCCAUUUCAUGUCGGAGGACGGCGCCAGCGGUGGCCAUGUCGUGGGGUUCGAGGCGGGCGGGGAGGAGGUCAAGCUAUCGGCGGCACCGAUCCGGGAUUAUCGGGUGGAAGUACCUGCGGGAGAAGAGUUUCACGAGGCACCGGUUGGAAAUUUUGCAGACAAAGAGUUACAUGCUGCGGAAAGGGCUUGA